Messenger RNA from Penicillium nucicola, 1254 nucleotides. RefSeq lists its product as uncharacterized. The coding region runs from base 1 to 1254 and encodes 417 amino acids. NCBI's taxonomy places the organism in Eukaryota, Fungi, Ascomycota, Eurotiomycetes, Eurotiales, Aspergillaceae. The transcript has a single exon. The record is from RefSeq and is a predicted model, not a curated record.
AUGACUGCAUGGUUUCCGUCAGGAAGAAAUGAUUCAGUGGGCUGGCGGUUUAAUGCCGUCGGCCUUCUAGCCGUUAUUGGGGAAUCAUCAAUAGCGCCCCACGUAUUCGCCUUGACGUCUUCGUGGCUUUGUCUGCUCCCUCGCUUGAUUCCUGCACCACAGGCGAUGCUCAAGCCUUCCAGACCGACACGUUUUCCAGCAGUACCUGCCAACGUUGUUGGUGUACACUCAGGAACAAGAGUCGGUGAGCUGAAUUUUUAUGCCGACCUCAUCCAUCAAAUUGGGACCCUGAAACCCUACGAGUUCCAUGAAUAUAGCAUCAGGCGUGCCUCAGAAUACACAAGUUCUGUUGAGGAACAAAUACCUCCAGCUGUUAUGUCGAUGCGCACUGUCUCACCGCUGGAUAUCCUCGCCGCUGGAUCCUGCGUCUUAACAGUAGGCUUACUUUUUUGGGCUUGUCUAAUCCAAGAUGGUGUUGCCAUCAUUGCCCUUGCAGCAAUGGCAUUCGCGUCGGUACUUGUUGGUCUAGCCCGGUGGCAUCGUCCACAACUUUCGAUCCGCCCGACGGACACUGUUGUCCCUGACGGAGACAUCAUUAUUCGCACCCGUGAAGGGGCCUUUAUUGUUGUGAAAUGCUCUGAGGAGAUCGCAAGAGAGCUCUACACGGGAACCGAGGAGGCGAAGUAUUUUAUUGGUGAUCGAGUCUUCAAGCUUGUUAUGGGUGCAGGAACCGUGGCUUUAAUGGUGGCUGUGGUGCUUCUCGGGAAUUGCAGUUGGACCAUGCAAGUUGCAAUUGGAACAGCAUAUCUUUUUCUGAAUGGCGCCUACUGGAUUGUUGCACUAUUCCCUAAAACCUGGAUCUGGGAUAUCUCUCCUUACGAGAUCAACGAGACGACACCACCGGGUCGAGAAAAUGCCCAUAGACAGGGGACUGGUAGCAUGAUACCAAGUUAUACACGAACCUUGUGGUGCGCUAUACAGUCAACGAAGCAAACGAGUUGGAUUCCUAUCAGCGGAGCGGCACCAGAAACUGCAGCCUGGAAAGAGUGGGAAAGGCUAGCUUAUGCCAAUAGUGUCAAUCCCGACUGGGAUGCUGUCGGUGAAAAGGACAGACUGAUGCGGGAAUUCAGAGAAAGAGAAUAUCAGCAAUAUGGAAGAGAGCAUGAUUUCACUGCUGCCAACAACGCCCCCCUACUGUACCGCUCCGUCGGGAAACGUUGUGAUCAAAUUCAUCAUUGCCCUACAAAGCAUUGA